AUGCGCCCCUCGCAGGACACUCCCCUCCCAAUCGUCUCCGAUAAGGUCCUGCAUCACGAAGAGUAUGAGACGGGCUCUCCUCCAGCAUCCGUGACUCUCUUGCGACAACGACGAAAGCUUCACGUCGUCAAUCCUCUCUGGUACCGCAACAGUCUUCUCGCAAGUGUGGGGUUCUUGGAGUUCGCCAACGCGGGUGAUUUUGCCGCAAAUGUCUGGAACGAUGUGCCCGUUCCUUUGUACGCCAUUAUUUUCAUGGCGAUUGGGGGCCCUCUAGCACUUUUGAUUAGUGGAUUUGCCGUACGCGACAGUGUUCUCAGCUGGCAAAACGUUCGAAUUCUCCAGAAGGAGCGCGAGUACCUUCAAUCCCUGCAGGCCCAGCACCUCGCAUGCCCCGCACCGGACGCUACAACACUUCGUUUCAUUGACCGCCGCCUUGGAGUCAGCUACCGCGAAUUGGGCACAGAACUCGUCGAUCGCAUUGUCAUGGACGUGUUCUUGGGGAUUGGUGGCCUUCUCGUCGGCACUGGCACCAUCAUGGCUAUUUGGGGCUCCGACCGACACGUAUACUUUAUCAGCAAUCUGCUGUCAGGAUAUGUCGGCAACUCCUUCGCCGCCAUCUAUGGCAUCAUCAAUGCCAUCUGGUCGGCCUACCUGGCCUGGCGUUUUCAUAGCUAUGAUCGCGCGUGCUCUCGGGCAGGUGCUAUGCUCUCUCCGUUCCGCGAUCGGCUCCAACGGCGGUUUCAGUGUUUCAAGUGGCAUGCGGUUGCUUCGGGUUGGACGGGCCUCAUUGCAGGUGGUGCCUCCAUGAUGACAUCUCGUCUCUGGGAGGGCUACGUUGUGCUCAUUCCUUGUAUGCUCCUAGAGGUCGCCUGUAAUCGCUUCUGGCGCGGCCAGCUCGGCUACGACCGUCCCAUUGUGGCCCCGGACUCCCCUCUCCAUCGGGGCAUCUUAAGUGAAGACGACCCCAGGAAUGUAUCAGAAGAAGAAGAAGAAGAAGGAAAAGAACGCCUACUUCUCGACGCCCUCUCAUCCGUCAUCAGCCUACAAACCGCCCUGGUACCCGUACUCCCCUCCACUCUCGUCCUGGAAGACGUCAACUGGACUUCCCUUGACUCGCUAUUGCGAUUCAUUGUCAGCAACGACCUCUUCGACUGUCUCUGCGACUGGCUCGCCACCAACUCCGCCGUUCCCAAGGACUUGCGCCACCGGAUCUUCCGAUUAGCAACAAAGCCUUCCUUCUCAGAGAUCACAGUGACACUAACCGAUCUCCGGCAUCUGAACGAGGUUGAGGAUCAGCCUCGUAUGCUAGAAAUGUGUCAUCUUUUCCUCCAGACGGAAGCCAGACAAGUGAUGAUCGGCCGGGAGAGAUAUCUCCUGGAGAUGGUAGGAUAUGCGAUCUGGAAAAAUGAUUAG
Molecule: messenger RNA, 1413 nt
Organism: Aspergillus saccharolyticus JOP 1030-1
Lineage: Eukaryota; Fungi; Ascomycota; Eurotiomycetes; Eurotiales; Aspergillaceae
Exons: 2
Coding region: 1-1413 (470 amino acids)
Source: RefSeq, a predicted model, not a curated record